Messenger RNA from Microtus oregoni (creeping vole), 801 nucleotides. It is a transcript of the gene Twist2, whose product is annotated as twist family bHLH transcription factor 2. The transcript is spliced from 2 exons. Gene Ontology annotation, molecular function: protein dimerization activity; DNA-binding transcription factor activity, RNA polymerase II-specific; RNA polymerase II transcription regulatory region sequence-specific DNA binding. The coding region runs from base 78 to 560 and encodes 160 amino acids. Gene Ontology annotation, biological process: regulation of transcription by RNA polymerase II; developmental process. NCBI's taxonomy places the organism in Eukaryota, Metazoa, Chordata, Mammalia, Rodentia, Cricetidae. The record is from RefSeq and is a predicted model, not a curated record.
CUGUGCUCCGCGGUCGCGGGCUUGGCGAGUGGCGUGCGCUCGGCGCCCCCCAGCCCCACGCGCGCCGGGCGGGCGCCAUGGAGGAGGGAUCCAGCUCGCCUGUGUCCCCCGUGGACAGUCUGGGCACCAGCGAGGAAGAGCUGGAGCGGCAGCCCAAGCGCUUCGGCCGGAAGCGGCGCUACAGCAAGAAGUCAAGCGAAGAUGGCAGCCCGACCCCAGGCAAGCGCGGCAAGAAGGGCAGUCCGAGCGCGCAGUCCUUCGAGGAGUUGCAGAGCCAGCGCAUCCUGGCCAACGUGCGCGAACGUCAGCGCACCCAGUCGCUCAACGAGGCCUUCGCCGCGCUGCGCAAGAUCAUCCCCACGCUCCCCUCUGACAAGCUCAGCAAGAUCCAGACGCUCAAGCUGGCCGCCAGGUACAUAGACUUCCUCUACCAGGUUCUGCAGAGCGACGAGAUGGACAAUAAGAUGACCAGCUGCAGCUACGUGGCUCACGAGCGUCUCAGCUACGCCUUCUCCGUGUGGCGCAUGGAGGGAGCGUGGUCCAUGUCCGCCUCCCACUAGCGCCGCGCCACCCACCUCCGGACCCGCACGCCAGGACCUGCCUGCACAUCUCAGGCAAAAGUGGAACCGGAUGCGUCCGCGGCUCUGACUUCUGGCACCUGGACAAGCUCGUGGCUCCUCAUGCCCCCAGUGCCCCAGCUGAGUGUUCAGAGGGGACAGCAACGGCAAGGGACAGCGACCCAGGUUCACAUCUUUCUCAGAGAUACCCAUGGGAUGGGCACCAGCCUACCUGCCAGUGACU